Messenger RNA from Ambispora leptoticha, 174 nucleotides. The record is from the annotation of a GenBank genome assembly. Lineage: Eukaryota; Fungi; Glomeromycota; Glomeromycetes; Archaeosporales; Ambisporaceae.
ACCAAAUUAGAACUAACCGCUACCCAAGAAAAACAACGAGCCAAUUACUACGAACAACAAUUAAAAACCAUCGCUAAAACCCUUUACCAAUUACAGAAAAUCAGUUAUUAUCAGCAAUUAGAGGAGGAACAAAAGGAAAUUAAAGCCCAAAUUAUCCAAACCCCCACCUUUUAA